UGCAUGUGUUAUACAACUGGUAACUAGCUGGCGGCUAUGGCGUCCUCUGUCUACCUUGCGUCGCUUCUGGCAUUAAUGUGCCUGAUUCUCCCUUCACGCGGAGAAGAAAUCACAGUAACCACACAGAGCGGAGACCUGAGGGGGAUGAGAGUCGCUGCGGAUAGCGGUACUACCCUCGACAUUUUCCUCGGGGUUCCCUUCGCGAAGCCCCCGACGGGAGACCGCCGGUUUCUGCCCCCCGAGCCGGUGGAACCCUGGACAGACGUGAGGAACGCGACAGCCUACGGCCCAGCCUGUCCUCAGUACGCGGAUUACGUGCUGUCCAUCGUACCUGAAGAAGCCAACAACACGUCUGAAGACUGUCUGUAUUUGGAUAUCUAUACUCCUCAGGCCAACAAUUCAGCUGCCCCCCUACCGGUAAUGAUCUGGAUCCACGGUGGUGCGUACCGGUUCGGUUCCGGUAAGGAGUACGAGGGCGUGUUCCUGGCCAGUAGAGGCGUGGUCCUGGUCUCCAUCAACUACCGGAUAGGGGCGCUAGGCUGGCUGAGCACCGGAGACGAACACGCACCCGGAAACAACGGUUUGCUGGACCAGAUCGAGGCUAUGAGAUGGGUCCGCACCAACAUCCGGGCAUUCGGAGGCGACCCUGACCUGGUGACCAUAUUUGGGCAGAGCGCGGGAGGGUCCAGCGUGUCACUCCACAUGUUCUUACCAAGGAGCGAAGGCCUGUUUCACCGUGUGAUCGCCAUGAGCGGCGUUGCGCUCAGCCCCUUCGCCGUUCUACUUCCGCCGUACCGAGUAGCAGACUACGCAGAGGACCUAGCUUCCAAACUGGGCUGUCCAACUCACAGUUCCAGCAGCAUGGUCGCAUGUUUGAGAGAGAAGCCAGCAGAACUCUUCUACACAACAUAUGUCCGGGGCCCGCCGAUGAUCUCUGUCUGGGCGCCACACCUGGACGGACCCGGAGGAGUGAUCCCCGAGGCACCGGCAAGACUGCUGCGGGAGGGCCGCUUCUACAGGGUACCGCUAAUGGCGGGGACAGUUCCCAGGGAGGACUUCUACGAUGCUCCAAACGGAAUCGGUCGUGAAGAAUUCAUGGCCAGGCUCCGGGCACAUUGUCAGCGUUACCAUGGUAACGCAGACGCCAUGUUUAACGCCCUGCUGCAGGAAUACACCGACUGGACCCGCCCGGAACAACGUGACGUCAUCUGGGAUCUCGACCUGGAGAGACAGGCUAACUACGGGUACCACUCCCCCACUGACGCGCUAGUCGCCGGACACUCCGCCACGGGAGCCGGGACGUACCUGUACUACUUCACACACCGGUCUGACAACGAUCCACACCCGGUCAGGUUCGGUGCCAUCCACACAGUGGACCUGCCGUUUCUGUUCGGUCCCCGCGGUAUAGAGCCCUACAGGCCCCCGGUCUACACCGAUGUGGACAACAUUGUCCGGGAUAACAUGCUCACACUGUGGACUAACUUCGCCAGGGACGGGAAUCCCACACCGUCUGCCGUUGCCGGAGUGACCUGGGAACAGUACCAGACGACAUCGCGUCCAUAUUUGGAAAUAAACUCCUCCCUCGUUCCCAAGAACUUCCUGUUCGCCAGGCGCAAUGCAUUCUGGAACGAAUAUGUCCCGACACUGCUGAACGCAUCGAAGUGCGAAGAACCACCAGCAAGUCGAGCAAGCAUCCUCCUUCUUUUUGGGGGAACAACGUUUUUCGAGGCUGCGUUGUGUCUUGUUGUAUUGUUUCUGUGUGACAUUUUAAGAUAGGCUGGAUUGGUAUCAGACUAGUAACAAAUAACCUGCCCUCUUGGCACUUAAAUGCCAUUUUUAUUGUAGUAUUUUCAAUACAGAAAAGCUCAGAUAGGAAAGCAGCUUUUGUUAGGUUCUUGCUGUGAACAAAACAUAAAAAUCAAGUUUUUCACCAAACGCUAACGGACCAUCAGCAAAGGUUCUUUACAGUUACAAAUGUCUUCUAACAACGCAGAUGAACUUUAAAGCUAAGAAUGUCAUAUUGGUAAGCCAUCAUCGCUAAACAUAAAGGAAUAAUCACAAUGUUUACAAACACAUGAAAGACAGCCUGCCUAAAAUUGCCGAGCUAACGCAGGUAUUGACAACUGCCCCCCUCCCCCUUCUGUGCAGUCGUGCGUCAUAGGUCUAGACGUCGUGAUCGGACACUCCAACAAUAUGGUCCUCCCUCCUACACAAAACGCUUGCAGACAAAACGCACACACACAAAGCACUCACUGACAAGGAGUAUUAUUGAGGCCACAGCAAGUAAUUUUUAUGGAUGACAUCAG
This is a messenger RNA of Branchiostoma belcheri (Belcher's lancelet), 2306 nucleotides long. Its product is annotated as acetylcholinesterase-like. Gene Ontology annotation, biological process: modulation of chemical synaptic transmission; neuron cell-cell adhesion; synaptic vesicle endocytosis. Lineage: Eukaryota; Metazoa; Chordata; Leptocardii; Amphioxiformes; Branchiostomatidae. The coding region runs from base 37 to 1776 and encodes 579 amino acids. Gene Ontology annotation, cellular component: cell surface; synapse. Gene Ontology annotation, molecular function: neurexin family protein binding; signaling receptor activity. The transcript is spliced from 10 exons. The record is from RefSeq and is a predicted model, not a curated record.